Messenger RNA from Sciurus carolinensis (gray squirrel), 439 nucleotides. It is a transcript of the gene Atp5mj, whose product is annotated as ATP synthase membrane subunit j. The record is from RefSeq and is a predicted model, not a curated record. The transcript is spliced from 4 exons. Gene Ontology annotation, cellular component: mitochondrion. NCBI's taxonomy places the organism in Eukaryota, Metazoa, Chordata, Mammalia, Rodentia, Sciuridae. Bases 116 to 298 code for a protein of 60 amino acids.
UGGCGCUGCCGCUCCUUCCGCUUUCCCGGCAGGCCGCGCGCGGCGCCUGCGUACUGGGUGACCUUUUAGGGUGUCUUCACGGGCUGCUGCGGUCCGAGCCCUUGGGUCUGCCGAGAUGCUUCAAACCAUUAUUAGAAAAUACUGGAUCCCCUUGAAGCCCUACUAUACCCAGGUUUACCAAGAGAUUUGGAUAGGAAUGGGAUUGAUGAGCUUCAUUGUUUAUAAAAUCAGGAGUGCUGAUAAAAGAAGUAAAGCUUUGAAAGGUUCAAGUCCUGCACCUGCUCAUGGUCAUCAUUAGCCAGCUUGCUUGAGUAGAGAAUCGUCAGUCUGCCUGUAAAUGUAAGCGGACUUUGUUAGAUGGGAACACGGAGCGUCACCAUGCUCUCACAUAAGCACCACUUACUACGUGGCGUGAAUAAAUGAUCUGAGAUGCACCACU